CAGGAGGUGACGCGGUGGGCGGGGCGUGGCAGUGCCGCGUGUGUUCCUCAGUGAGAGCCGGAGUUACACGUGGUGUGAGCGGCCUCAGUCUCCCCGCGCCCGGAGCUCCCCGCCGCCGCCAUGUUGGUGCUGUUUGAGACCGCAGCGGGAUACGCUAUAUUCAAGGUGCUGAAUGAGAGCAAGCUGCAGGAAGUAGACAGUAUAUGGAAGGAAUUUGAAACGCCAGAGAAGGCCAAUAAAGUUGUAAAGUUGAAACACUUUGAGAAGUUCCAGGACACGACGGAAGCGCUAGCCGCGGCCACGGCUCUGGUGGAGGGCAAGAUCAGCAAAAACUUGAAGAAAGUCCUAAGAAAAAUCGCGGCAAAGGAAGCGCACGAGCAGCUGGCGAUUUCAGAUGCCAAACUUGGAGGCGUAAUCAAGGAAAAGGCCAACAUCAGCUGUGUGCACAGCGCCAUGGUGACCGAGCUGAUGCGUGGUAUCCGGAACCAGAUAGACGGCCUCAUCACAGGACUGUCAUCCCGGGAGAUGGCCGCAAUGUCACUUGGGUUGGCGCACAGCCUGUCUCGCUACAAACUGAAGUUCAGCCCCGACAAAGUGGAUACAAUGAUUGUGCAAGCUAUAUCCCUCCUGGAUGACCUGGAUAAGGAGCUGAAUAAUUAUAUCAUGCGGUGCAGAGAGUGGUACGGAUGGCAUUUCCCUGAGCUGGGCAAAAUUAUUACUGAUAACCUGGCGUUCUGCAAGUGUGUGCGUGCUGUGGGUGACCGAGUAAACUUUGCCACCUUUGAUCUUUCGGAGAUCCUGCCAGAGGAGGUGGAGGCAGAGGUAAAAGCUGCUGCGGAGAUAUCAAUGGGUACAGAGGUGUCAGAGGAGGACAUCAUUAACAUCCUGCACCUGUGCGACCAGGUGAUAGAGAUCUCGGAGUACAGGACACAACUGUAUGAUUACCUGAAGAACAGAAUGAUGGCCAUCGCCCCAAACCUCACGAUCCUGGUGGGGGAGCUGGUUGGUGCCCGACUCAUUGCCCACGCAGGCUCCCUUCUGAACCUGGCAAAGCACCCAGCUUCCACUGUGCAGAUCUUAGGCGCAGAAAAGGCCUUGUUCAGAGCUCUGAAGACAAAGCGGGACACUCCGAAAUAUGGUCUGAUUUAUCAUGCUUCCCUGGUUGGACAGACGACCCCCAAAAAUAAGGGCAAGAUUUCCCGUAUGCUGGCUGCUAAGGCGGCCCUCGCUAUCAGAUAUGAUGCCUUUGCCGAGGACUCCAGUGCAGAACUGGGAGUGGAGACCAGAGCGAAGCUGGAGGCGCGUCUACGAAUCCUGGAGGAGAAAGGGAUAAAGAGAAUUAGCGGCACUGGGAAAGCACUCGCCAGAGCAGACAAAUAUCAGCAUAAAAGUGAGGUCAGAACUUAUGACCCAUCCGGAGAUUCCACGCUGCCGGCUGUUCCCAAAAAGCGGAAGUUUGAAGAAGUGGAACAGGAGGAAGAGAAGCCGCCUGAGGUCAUAGUAAAAAAAGCUAAAAAGCACAAGAUAACAGAGUUGGUAGAAGUAAAAGAAGAGCCAGAAGAAGUUGAGGAACCCCCAAAGAAGAAAAAGAAAAAGAUUAAAGAAGAACCAUUGGACCCAGAUGAGGAAGAGCCUUCAACAAGCACAGCUGAGCCUUCCAAGAAAAAGAAGAAGAAGAAAAAGAAGAUUAAGCAGGAGGAAGAGGAGGACUAAGAACAUUGGGGACUUUUCCUUUAUGAACUGGUGACCCUGGUGCCUGGGGGCAGAGAUUUUACAGCACUUUUCCAGAUGUGUGGAAAGGUGCCUUAUAUUAGGUUUAGGACGUUCUGUCCAUAUCAACCAAGCGGAACGUUCCGGUUAUAUUUUGUUUUAUACAUCUUGGCCUGAAUUAAUUGAUUUUGUACUGAGCGAAUGACUGUUUUGUAAGAUGGAGACUCAGCCGCUGACUUUGUACAUACAUUUAUGGUUUCCCUUCCAAAAAUACAUUGUUCUAACCAUAA
Pseudophryne corroboree (corroboree frog) is the source of this 2000-nucleotide messenger RNA. RefSeq names its product NOP58 ribonucleoprotein (gene NOP58). Bases 121 to 1713 code for a protein of 530 amino acids. Gene Ontology annotation, molecular function: snoRNA binding. The transcript has 15 exons. NCBI's taxonomy places the organism in Eukaryota, Metazoa, Chordata, Amphibia, Anura, Myobatrachidae. The record is from RefSeq and is a predicted model, not a curated record. Gene Ontology annotation, cellular component: small-subunit processome; box C/D methylation guide snoRNP complex.